AUGCGGAUGCGCGUGCGAGGGCCCGAGGGCCAGUCAACAGUGUCUCUGGACGAGUCCGCCACCGUCCGCGAUCUUCGAAUGCAAAUUGCAGAGAACACUGGCCUGGCUUCCUUCGAGGUGAAAUAUGGAUACCCAAAUCUCAAGCCUUUGGAACUCGAACAGUUCCAAUCCGAUCAAAAAAUUACGGAUCUUGGGGUCAAUUUAAACGGCGAACAGCUGAUUGUCGCGCAGCGACAGGGAGCUGCCCGACCUAAUGAUCCGCCAGUCAACCCACCGGGCCCUGCCAUCCCACAGCCUUCGCAACAACCAUCUUCGAUGUCGCAAAGACCAGUGUCAACUGCAGAUGACCCUCCAGAGAUUGCCUCGCCCGAACAUGCCGGUACAUUUGUGCUUCGGGUCAUGCCUGAUGACAACUCGUGUCUCUUCCGAGCAGUAGGCGCUGCGGUUAUGGGUGAUAUGGAUACUAUGGUCGAGCUGCGGUCAAUCAUCGCGGGAUCUAUUCAAUCAAAUCCCUCGGAAUACUCGGCAGCAAUUUUGGGCAAGAAGCCGGACGAAUAUUGCCAGUGGAUUCAAAACGAUGACUCGUGGGGCGGCGCGAUCGAGCUCAAAAUUUUAAGCGAGUACUUCAAUAUCGAAAUCUGCUCCAUCGAUGUUAAAACCCUACACAUGUUCCAAUUCAACGAAGGUGCGCCGACUCGCUGCAUCGUGGUCUAUUCGGGCAUUCACUACGACGUCCUAGCACUCUCCCCCUCCGACCCGCCAUACACCCAUGCCAACUCAUUUGCACAUGGCGACACCAAGAUCUUUGACGCAGUUGACACAGUCGUAUUGGAGAAGGCGAAAGAGCUGUGUCGAGUUCUACAAGGCAAACAUUAUUAUACCGAUACCGCUGGAUUUUCCGUCCGUUGUAACACGUGUGGAGGCACCUUCACUGGAGAGAAGGGAGCGACCAAGCAUGCCUCGGAGACUGGCCACUAUGACUUUGGAGAAGCUGUUUAA
Molecule: messenger RNA, 999 nt
Organism: Penicillium longicatenatum
Lineage: Eukaryota; Fungi; Ascomycota; Eurotiomycetes; Eurotiales; Aspergillaceae
Product: ubiquitin-specific protease OTU1
Exons: 1
Coding region: 1-999 (332 amino acids)
Biological process (GO): protein deubiquitination; endoplasmic reticulum unfolded protein response
Cellular component (GO): cytosol; nucleus
Molecular function (GO): cysteine-type deubiquitinase activity
Source: RefSeq, a predicted model, not a curated record